This is a messenger RNA of Saprolegnia parasitica CBS 223.65, 801 nucleotides long. RefSeq lists its product as hypothetical. NCBI's taxonomy places the organism in Eukaryota, Oomycota, Saprolegniomycetes, Saprolegniales, Saprolegniaceae. Gene Ontology annotation, molecular function: phosphatidylinositol binding. The coding region runs from base 1 to 801 and encodes 266 amino acids. The record is from RefSeq and is a predicted model, not a curated record. The transcript has a single exon.
AUGGGUUGCACGCAAUCGACCACCGCCGCCGCCACGACCGAGCCCGUCGUCGCCGACGUGGCUGCCACGGAAGUCGCUGCCACCGAAGUCAUGACCGAAGUCGCUGCCACCGAAGUCGCCGACGUCAAGGAGACCCCUGCGGUCGCCGAGGAGCCCGUCGUCGAGGCCAAGGUCGAAGAGGAAAUCAUCGAGAAGAAGUUUACGAUCGCGUCGACGUCGGUCGAGGCCAAGGUCGUCGUGUACCACAUCUCGGGCGAAGGCCUCUCGAUCACGAAGCGCUUCAACGACUUUAAGGUCUUCCACGCGACGCUGUCGGACGUCUCGGGCCUCCCGGCGCUCCCCGUUGCCGGCUUCUCCACGGUCUUCAAGCGUACGGACGAAAAGCUCAUCCAGGAGCGCAUCGCGCGCUUCGAGGACAUCCUCAACGUCGCCGCCGCCAAGGGCGCGUCCGACCGCGUUGUCGUGUUCUUGACGCCGGCGCCUGAGCCCGUCGUCGAGGCCGCCCCGGCCACGGAAGAGGCCCCGGUCGCCGCUACCGAGGCCGUCGCCGCCACGGAGGUUGUCACUGCCACGGAGGUUGUCGCCGAGGAAGCCCCCAAGACGGAGGAGGUCGCGCCUGUGCCCGAAGUCGUCCCGGAGGUCGCUGCCACCAAGGAGGUUGUCGCGCCCGCCGAAGCCCCGAUCGACGUCACGGCCGAGCCCGCCGUUGAGGAGAAGAAGCCCGUCGUCGUGGCGGUUGCCGACGAAGAAAAGAAGGUUGUUGUCGAGAAGACGCCGGAAGCCGCGCCUGUCGUCGCCUAA